Messenger RNA from Penicillium daleae, 1827 nucleotides. RefSeq names its product alkaline phosphatase. The coding region runs from base 1 to 1827 and encodes 608 amino acids. The record is from RefSeq and is a predicted model, not a curated record. Gene Ontology annotation, molecular function: alkaline phosphatase activity. Gene Ontology annotation, biological process: dephosphorylation. NCBI's taxonomy places the organism in Eukaryota, Fungi, Ascomycota, Eurotiomycetes, Eurotiales, Aspergillaceae. Gene Ontology annotation, cellular component: fungal-type vacuole membrane. The transcript is spliced from 2 exons.
AUGACAGGAAACGAGUCCCUCCUAGCUCCGCGCCCCUCCUCUGAACUCUCCUCCAUCCGAAACGCCGAAGAAGAAGAUGCCCUCCUGACCGGCGAGCGAACGACUCGCCGUAACGAACCACGCCGAGGAUUGGGCUUUUGGGGACAAGUUGGGACAUUUGCUUGGGCGGCUAUCGCAACCAUCUUGGUGAUCGUGCUCGCGGUGGUAUACCAACAUGAGGCUGCUAAGAAUCGACGUGCUCCUUCCCACGAAGUCUGGGGUCCUGGCGGCAAGCCGACAGGCAAGCGAAACCUGAUCUUCAUGGUGUCUGAUGGCAUGGGACCUACCAGUUUAUCGAUGACGAGAAGCUUCCGACAGUUGACAGAGAGUCUACCGAUUGAUGAUAUCUUGGUCUUGGAUAAGCACUACAUUGGUCAGUCCCGAACACGGUCUAGCAACAGCCUGGUGACGGACUCGGCGGCUGGUGCGACGGCGUUCACCUGCGCCAAUAAGAGUUACAAUGGAGCCAUUUCCGUGCUCCCAGACCACUCCCCUUGCGGCACUGUGCUCGAGGCCGCUAAGCUGGCGGGAUAUCACACUGGCCUGGUUGUCACGACUCGCAUCACAGACGCGACUCCGGCCUGCUUUGCUUCGCAUGCCAAUCUGCGUCAGUACGAGGAUAGCAUUGCGGAGCAGGAAGCUGGUGAACACCCGCUGGGCCGGGUGGUUGACCUAAUUCUGGGUGGUGGACGAUGCCAUUUCCUGCCCAACUCGACAGAGGGUAGCUGCCGUGCCGAUGACCGAGAUAUUGUCGAACUCGCGUCUCAGAAUGGAUUCCAUUACUUGCAGGACCGGACUGCUUUUGAUGCACUCAACGGUGGUGCCAAGGCUAAACUCCCUCUGAUGGGUCUCUUUGCCGAGAAGGACAUUCCUUUUGAAAUCGAUCGCCGCUCGCAGAAUGACGUUUAUCCUUCUUUGGAAGAGAUGGCUCGCACUGCUUUGACUACGCUUAGCGAGGCCACUCGGGACAGCGAGCAGGGCUUCUUCCUUAUGAUUGAGGGUUCCCGCAUUGACCAUGCUGGCCAUGGCAAUGACCCUGCCGCGCAGGUUCACGAAGUCAUUGCGUUCGACAAGGCAUUUGCAGCAGUACUUGAGUUCCUCGAGAAAGAUGACACGCCCGGCGUGCUCGUUAGCACAUCCGACCAUGAAACUGGUGGUCUUGCUGCUGCUCGCCAGCUCCACACCUCAUAUCCCGAGUAUCUGUGGUUGCCCCGUAUCUUGGCAAAUGCUGAACACUCCAGCGAGUAUGUCGCUGCCAAGCUGAGCAAUCAUCUCUUGGAGGCUGGCAAGCACGAUGAUGACUCGAAGAAGAAGGCGUAUAUUCGCAAGACCUUGCUGGAGAAAGACCUUGGGAUCAGUGAUGCUACUGACGAGGAGGUCAAUGCUUUGCUCCACCCUGAGGAAGGCGUCUCUCGUCAGUACCUCUUUGCGGACAUGAUUAGCCGCCGUGCGCAGAUUGGCUGGUCCACUCACGGACACUCUGCUGCCGAUGUCAACAUCUACGCAUCAUCCAGCAAGGAUGCUUGGCCAUUGGUCGGUAACAACGAGAACACCGACGUGGGCGCCUUCCUGGCCAACUAUCUGGACCUGGACGUCGAUGCCGUCACCAAGCGCCUCAAGUCCGCCGCCUACUGGACUGCAUCUGGCGAGGAGUCCACCACCCAGGAAAAGUAUAACUGGAUGGGUGAUCCGGUCGGCUCGACCGUCCGGACCGAGGGCCUUGACACGUACCAUGGCGAUUUCAAGAAGCGAUCCCUUGAUGAUUGUGGCUGUGGGGCAGUCCACUAA